ACAUUCUCCAGUCUGCAAACAAAGACAUUGCAUGGGCAGAUUGCCGCAGAUAGAAAUUGACAGUCAGCGAUUUACCAUCAAAAACUACACGGACCAAAACUCUAUGCAUGUGUUCUGCACGACAAGACAGCUAUUGACGUCAUUGGUCUCACGCCCUCUCUUCCCUUCACUGUAUGGAUACAGUGUGCUACUCUGCCCCGCUACAUUGUCAUUAUCAAGCGGAGACAGCGGUGGGGGAAAAUGGCGAAAACGUACGAUUAUCUGUUCAAACUCCUACUCAUAGGAGACAGCGGAGUGGGCAAAACCUGUCUGCUCUUCAGGUUCAGCGAAGACGCAUUCAACACCACCUUCAUAUCCACAAUAGGGAUCGACUUCAAGAUUAGAACAAUAGAACUGGACGGCAAGAAAAUUAAGCUCCAAAUAUGGGACACGGCAGGGCAGGAGAGGUUCAGGACCAUCACCACGGCUUACUAUCGCGGAGCGAUGGGCAUAAUGCUGGUGUAUGACAUCACCAAUGAGAAAUCCUUCGAAAACAUCAAGAAUUGGAUCCGGAACAUCGAGGAGCAUGCAUCUUCAGACGUGGAGAGGAUGAUCCUAGGGAACAAAUGUGACAUGAACGACAAGAGACAAGUGUACAAAGAGAGGGGAGAGAAGUUAGCAAUAGAUUAUGGGAUCAAAUUCCUGGAAACCAGUGCAAAAUCCAGCUUAAAUGUGGAAGAGGCCUUUUUCACACUCGGGAGAGACAUCAUGACAAGACUCAACAGAAAAAUGAAUGACAGCAAUCCGUCAGGUGGAGGGGGACCGGUGAAGAUCACGGAGAGCCGAUCCAAGAAGAGCAGCUUCUUCCGAUGCGCGCUGCUCUAACGGAACUCUGCACCUCCGCGGACCAAACACAGACCUCUUCUCUCUGCUUCCUCGGGAGGGCGCCAUGCCUCCCAGCCAUAACCCAGGACUCUCAGCCGGCUGCUGCCGGGGGCCGCCUGUUCCCUCCGCCUCGGUGGGGGGAAGUCUCUUUGUCCCGUCUCAAAAAGAAGAAACGAAAGCUGAAAAAAGGAGCAUGUACGUGGACCUGCUGAUGAGGCGUCAGUGUUGACCUCCCCUGGCACCUUGACCUCCGUGAACCGUAGCAGAGCCUUGACCUCCCCGUCUCUGGGAUUCACUUGGCCCUUUUUUUCUGACUGCAUACCCAGAUUUGUGUCUUUGUCCCAGGCUUAAACUUUGCUUACUGCCUAAUGCUUUUAGCAGGACAACACACCUUUUGAUUGGAUUCCUUGUUUUAAUGUUGUCUUCGCAUUUGCACACUUCUUGGGUGCCCUUGAUAUCUUUUUUACUAUGAGAAGGACUCUAUCCAUGAUCAUUAAACACACUUCAGCAUCCCAAGUCUAAAUGCCCAGUCAUUAUAGCCAGAGUUGUUACAAAAACGAGAAGAGGUGCACCACAACAAGCUGCUUCAGUAUGAAAGAGAAGUGUGAGCGUUUUCUUUUUCCCUAGACUUUGCUUUUAUUUUCUACCAAAGCUUAUCGUGUCAUCUUGAUGUCUUAGUCAGUUGCUUAGUGACGGUAGUUUACUGCGGUAGUUUGCGCUUUAAAUAAUGGCCUGUUUCGUAUUGACGGUUCUGUGUCAUAGCCUUGGACAUGGGAAAUAAGAAGAAGGAUAGGAAAAGCUAUGUGCAAACAUUCGGCUUUUAAUAACAGAUUAAAAAGCUGUGACUGAAGCCAUGCUUGAUUGCAUUGAAUAGCUGUAAUACAGCACUUUUAUAAAAACAGUAGUAUAUUAGCAAGAAUGUCUAAGUAGGUGUUUGUGGUUUAGAAACCUUUUGAGUACAGCUGUCUGGUGAUUAUUGCCACCGUAUGGUGUAGUGGAGGGAGGUAGCAAUGCUGGCACUUUGAGUGAAAAUCACCUUGGAGAGGACUUCACUUGUAUGAUUCUUCAGAAAAAUUCAGAAAUGAGCUUUUUUAAGUUCCCUUCAGUGUACUUUUCACCUACCUUCUCCAAGCUAUUAUCGCUUGGAGAACUGUGCAGAACUAUUUCAGUCAUCAAAGGUGUGCAAUAGUGUACUUUGGUUCAAGGACUUUCUGCUCUAGUUGUUUUUAACAAAUGAUCUAAUGAGAAUAAAUUGAAAUCGGCAAAUUAUAACAUAUCAAAUGUAUCUAACUAGGGAUAUCUUUCUUACUUUUGAGUGUCUUUGCAGCUUUUAUUGUUAUUUUAUGUUUAAAUUCAACAGGCUUUGCCAUGCAUAAUUGAUGCACAUCAUAGCGCAUUGCAUCUUCUCCUGUGGAAGACACUUGCUUCUUGCAUCUCAAGUAAAUGAGACCACAGGGGGGCACUGUUUGGUUGUGAGGUGAGACGAGGGAAGGGCAGAUCUCUAUGCUAGUGUUUGUUGAAGCAGCGGCAGACUUGAGCUGUGCUGUGACGUGCAUUUAAUGCAAAUUUCUUAUGAGUAAUUCAUGUAUUAUUAUAUUUUUGUAUGUAAUCUUCCAAGAACAUUGAAUUCGUACACCAUGCUCUCUAAGAACGUGUGAAACCAUAGGAGAACCACUUUAUGCAUGCCUGUGUAAAUUCCCUGUAAGCUAAAUUACUGAAAUGUCAUGCAUCACUUGUUGAUUAAUCCAUGAUUUUAUUUCAUAUUAAUAUUAGCACUGUCACAGUCAUUUUUAAAAAAUGUUAUUGAGUGCAGCCUGUUAAUUUUUUAUUCUUUCUUUCAGAAAACAAAGUUGUAUAAUGUAAAAGAUUUUUUGCAUUGUUUACAAAAGCUGUUCUUCAGUAUUAACUCUUUCUUUAGCUGCACUUUACCUUGUGUGUUUUUGCUCUUAAUGUAAGGGUGGAUGUUUUUUUUUUACACAGGUGACAAUAAAAGUCACACUUGUGCCGAUUUUCAGGUUGAACGCAUUUCAUAGUACAACUGAAGACUAGCGACAGGCAUAGCUUGUGACCUAACAACUUAAAUCCUGGGCUGUGAUUGGGCAAAGUGUCCUUUAGGAAGUAACCACUGCAGUUCACUUUACGGGUUGACACAACAACUAAUCGCCAUAACAACCUCAUGCAGUGAGACGGUAUUUCAGUUUUCAUGAGAGUCGGAUAAGAUUGAGAAAUCAAUUGCACCGAUCCAAGCUGUUGCAUUGUAGCGCAAUAUGUAUUGAGGUAUUUAAAGUCAUUUUUACUGUAUACCUUAUAGUAUGGGCACCUCCAAAAUGUGAAACAUUUUGAAUUUGUCUUGUUUAAAAAAAAAAAAAAAAGUUCAAUCAUUUUCUUAACUUUGAUGCCGUAGCCUGUCAGUACACCCCAAGUCUCAGCUGAAGGUAAAUAAAUUUGAAUUUUAUUGACACACUUGUCCCAACUCCUGUAAAACCUGUAUUUGUUUACUCAUCCCAGUAAAUUCUGGUUUAUUUGUAUUUCUCUGUGCAAUGAAAGAAUGUUGUUUUGACUGUGUCCUACUGUACUUAAGUGUAAAUUGAAAGUGCUUCACAGAGAAAGAAACAUUCUGGCUCUGUCAUACAGACAU
Molecule: messenger RNA, 3502 nt
Organism: Anguilla anguilla (European eel)
Lineage: Eukaryota; Metazoa; Chordata; Actinopteri; Anguilliformes; Anguillidae
Gene: rab8b
Product: RAB8B, member RAS oncogene family
Exons: 8
Coding region: 241-864 (207 amino acids)
Biological process (GO): Golgi vesicle fusion to target membrane; protein secretion; cellular response to insulin stimulus
Cellular component (GO): plasma membrane; trans-Golgi network transport vesicle; synaptic vesicle
Molecular function (GO): GTPase activity; GTP binding
Source: RefSeq, a predicted model, not a curated record